AUGGGCUCAUCGAUUUUCCUCCGCACCCUUCUGCUGGCACUUUUGCCUUGCACAGCUCUGGCUAGCUGGCGUAAAGAUAGCACCAACCCCGUCAGACAGCUUGUGGAGGAGAAAAGAGCCCUCCUCAAACGUCGUACUUUGGAGCGACGUGAUGUGAGCAGCAAGUAUCUCGUCAAUGGGACGGACAUUCCCUUCGUUGACUGGGACUUGGGAGAGUCAUAUGCUGGCUUGAUGCCUAUUUCGAAAGAAGCGAAUGAGACCCGCGAGCUCUUCUUCUGGUACUUCCCAAGCACAAACCAGAAUGCUUCAGACGAGGUCACGAUUUGGAUGAACGGUGGUCCAGGCUGCAGCUCUUGGAUUGGGCUGAUAGAGGAAAACGGUCCCUUUACCUGGUUCCCCGGCGCUUUCCGCCCCGUCUACAACAUUUACAGCUGGUCUCAGCUCUCCAACAUGCUCUUCAUCGACCAGCCUGCCGGCACCGGCUUUUCUGUUGGCGACUUCAACGGGACGACCGAGGAGGAAAUCGCCGAGCAGUUCCUAGGCUUCUACGACAAUUGGAUGGAGACCUUCGACACCAAGGGCCGCCAGACGUAUCUCACCGGCGAGAGCUACGCCGGAUUCUACAUCCCCUACAUCGGUGACGCCAUGAUUCAGUCGGACCACUGCGCCGAUUACAACCUUGCCGGUUCCCUCAUGUUCAGCCCCUACAUCCGGAGCAUACCCAAUGACUUUGGACAGAAUGCCGUCACCAAGCCCUAUGUCGACACGUACAACAACGUCAUGGGACUCUACCCUGGAGUCGGCGACCCAGUGGACUUCUACCAGGCCAUUACCACCGCUGACGAGGAGUGCGGCUACGCUGAGAUGAGAGAAAAGUACUUCACCUUCCCGCCUUCCGGUACAUUUCCUACCGGGAACCUCAGCGCGGAAUGCCAGAUUUCACUCAUGGUUUACGCUGGCUUGGCCGAAGUCAGCCCCUGCUCCAACAUCUACCACAUCUCUCAAGGCUGCCCUCAUCCAUCCGACCCGCUCAGCUUCGGGCAAUACAGCGACAACGCCAGUAUUCCCCUCGGUUUCGACAAGAAGACCUGGCACGGCUACCCAAACAUGCCCCAGAUGCGGAAUGCCGUCCACAUCCCGACCGACCAGAAGGACUGGCAGAUGUGCACUGACGAGGACCCCUUCGGCCCCGCCAGCGACCAGAGUCUGGACCCCUUCACCUCGGGUGCGCUGACGAGGAUCAUCGAGCACACGAACAACAUCAUUAUCGCCAGCGGAGAACAGGAUUACCGCGUGCCGACUAACGGGACGCUGAUGGUGCUCCAGAACAUGACCUGGAACGGCCAGCAGGGAUUCAGCGAGUUCCCUAGCAAGACGUUCUUCUUGCCAAGGACCUUCAGCGACGUAUCUUCGCAGAGCUCUUCGGGUAAGAUUGGAGAUUGGGUCGAGCAGAGAGGGUUAAACUUUGCGCGCGUGUAUGCCGCCGGUCAUGAACUCCCACAGUAUGCUCAGGGUGCUGGUUACAGACUGCUUGAGAAGCUUCUUGGACGCGUGUCCAACUUGACUUCGGAUGCCAUGUUUUCUGCUCUGCCUGGAGAUUUUAGCCCUCCGCCCAGCAACGAGACUAUGCCUGGCAUGAACGGAACUAGGUCCGAUUGA
Molecule: messenger RNA, 1659 nt
Organism: Colletotrichum karsti
Lineage: Eukaryota; Fungi; Ascomycota; Sordariomycetes; Glomerellales; Glomerellaceae
Exons: 5
Coding region: 1-1659 (552 amino acids)
Biological process (GO): proteolysis
Molecular function (GO): serine-type carboxypeptidase activity
Source: RefSeq, a predicted model, not a curated record